GUCACAUAGCUGCGUCGCAGCAUGCAAUACGACACUGCCGGAUAUUCUUCCCUCAGAUUUAGAAAAGAAUGAAGGCAAAUAAACUUUUAUUUAUCCUCAUCGUCUUCGUUGCCUGUUUUUUGUCUUCAGCAAACAGACAGUUUCCGGGCGACUGCAAUGCUGGGAAUAUAUGCGAACAGGAGUGUAACGAUGUUGGAGAUAACUUUUACGAGUGUCAAUGUUUCGAUAAUUAUGAAUUAAUUGAAAAUGGAAUCGACUGUAAAGGAAAUUCCAGUGGAAACGUUUCGUCAACAUCAAUUUUACCUAUAAAUGAAACAGUAUUUUCUAAACCGAUCGAAACGACAUCGAAAUCACCAUCAAACGACAGUUUAAUACUCGAUAUUGUUCAAACUAAUUUACCAGUUUCAACACCAAUCAAUCGAGUGGAACCAACAACCGAAUCAAUAAGUGACGACGAAUAUGAUUUUGGUGUUCUCGAUCCUUAUCAAUUCUCUUCCAAACCUUCCAACUCACUUUCGAAGCGCAGCCAUAAGUUCUCAUCCUCCGACUUCCUUACGAAAAAGAUGCGCGACUCGAAACGGAAAUACAACAGACGAAAGAAUAGAAAGGGUAGGAAGAAGAAAAGCAAAAAGAAAAAGGGUAAAAAAGGUAAGAAAAAGUCGUCCAGAAGAAGAAAAACCCUGAAAGAAAAGCCAAUAGCCGAUCAAGACUCUAAGCUGAUUCCGACAGAAGAUAUUUCAAAGAUUUACAAGAAAUGUAUCGAAAUCGAAUGUUCAUUACACGGAGAAUGCAUUGAAGACGAGAUGGUGAAUGGUGUAAAAUGUGCUUGUAAAUUUGGCUAUUGGGGUAGAAGAUGUGAAGAGAAAAUCGAUAUAUCUUAUCCGAGGUUCUUUGGAUCCGGCUACUUGACCUUCUCAAAAUUAUACCUAAGGAAUUCCUAUAAGGACUUUACAUUUGAGAUCGAAUUCAAACCGGAAACCAACAAUGGCCUAUUGUUAUAUAGUGCCGAAUUCCCGGAUGGAAAAUACGACUUUUUCUCAGUAGCUCUAAUUGGUGGAUACGUUGAAUACAGAUUCGAUUGUGGAUCUGGAACUGUAAAAAUUCGAUCGAAUGAAGAAGUGAGGAUCAAUGAAUGGAAUACUCUUGUUGUUAGCAAGUAUUACAGAACUGGUUCCUUAUAUUUAAAUGGAGGAAACGCUACCUUCGGAGAAUCGGCGAGACUGGCUCAAAUCGUGUUCAAGCAAGAUUUAUAUUUGGGAGGUUUUAAGAAUCUAUCAGCAGUUGGCUCAAGAACUGGAAUGAAAUUUGGUUUUAUUGGUUGCGUAAGGAAGUUGAAAUUGAAUCAUAGAGUUUUUCAAGUUAGAUCUCCUCCUCAGUUUGGAGACGUUCUGAAUGGAGUUGAUAUCGGAUCCUGUACAUCUCAUCUUUGUAAGUCAAUCAACUGUGAACAAGGCGGAAAAUGUAAAGUCAUUUCGUCGGAUAGAGCUAUAUGCCUGUGUCCUUAUGGAAGAGUUGGAGACAGAUGCGAAAUUAAAAAAACGUCAACUGUACCAGAAUUUACUGGUUACUCUUAUCUCCAAUUUUUCGGCCUAGGCAAAGAUAUUUACAGGGAAACUGAUAUUGAAGUUGUUUUUAAGCCAUCUAAGAGAAAUGGCUUAAUUUUAUACAAUGGUUAUUCAUCUAGCGGUGGUGAUUUUAUUAGUUUGGCAUUAUUGAAGGGAUAUUUGGAGUUCAGAUUCGAUUUAGGAACCGGUCCAGCAGUUAUUAGGAGUCGGUCACCCGUCGAAAUGGACCAAUGGCACAGAGUAAAAUUACAUAGGCGGCUAAAAUUAGGUUCCAUGGAAUUGGAUAAUGAUUUGAGAACUAUUGGGUAUUCUAAGGGAGAUUAUUCAAUGCUAACUCUACAACUAGAUUUAUUUAUCGGUGGCCAUAGAGACUUUUACGAAGUUUCUCCACUCGCUGGCGUUGAUGUCUCGUUCGUUGGAUGCAUACAAAAAGUUGUUAUCAAUGGUAAACCAUUAAAGUUGACAGAGAAAUUACUUUACGGUAUUAACAUUCACGAAUGUGAGCAUAUUUGCAACGAAAGACCCUGCCGAAAUGGAGGAAUCUGCGUGCCAAACAUGAAUAAUUACCAGUGCUCUUGCUUGCUUGGUUUUGGAAACGCCCAUUGCGAGGAUAUCCGAACGAGAAGAGACAUUGGUGGUAAGGAGGAUGCUAUCAGCUUCAGAGGAAACAGCUGGCUCUCACUCAAUGACGAUAGAGUUCAUUCAUUACUUACCGACUCCGUGUCAGAAAUCGAAUUUAGCUUCAAAACCAACUUUUCGGAUGGUCUAAUCUUUUGGGUAGGUCAGAAUUUGUCCUUUCAACCCGAUUUCUUGGCCAUCGGAGUGAGGGGCGGUCAUGUAGAAUUUUCUUUUAAUUUGGGUCACGGAGACGCCAUUAUUACCGAUAAAACUUUUAAAGUAUCAGAUGAAAAGUGGCACAAAGUGAGAGCAAUAAGGCAGGAUAAGAGGGGUUUGUUGGAGGUGGACGGCGGUAAAACCAUCGAGAAGACUGUUCCUAACGAAUACGUCCGGUUAAACGUUGACGGAAGUGGAAUGGAAGAUAUAACAGAGAAGACAAAAGGAAAAUAUACAAUAGGAUUAAAUGGUUGUUUAAAGUUUUUGAAAAUCAGCGAUGACGAUACACUAGAUAUGUUGGGAAAGGCAAAAGAUGGAAGAAAUAUAAAGAAAUGUGAAAAGGACGAUAUUCAUCAUUAUACUUAA
Molecule: messenger RNA, 2765 nt
Organism: Dimorphilus gyrociliatus
Lineage: Eukaryota; Metazoa; Annelida; Polychaeta; Dinophilidae
Source: the annotation of a GenBank genome assembly